Arachis duranensis is the source of this 4564-nucleotide messenger RNA. Its product is annotated as kinesin-like protein KIN-14E. Lineage: Eukaryota; Viridiplantae; Streptophyta; Magnoliopsida; Fabales; Fabaceae. Gene Ontology annotation, molecular function: microtubule motor activity; ATP binding; microtubule binding. The record is from RefSeq and is a predicted model, not a curated record. Gene Ontology annotation, cellular component: cytoskeleton. The coding region runs from base 464 to 4279 and encodes 1271 amino acids. The transcript has 24 exons. Gene Ontology annotation, biological process: microtubule-based movement.
GCAGCUUUUCAUUUGUUUUGUGUCUGAACUCUGAACUCUCAAAACAGUGAUUUUGAAAUUUAAAUAAACACAAACUCUGCAUUUGCAUUUGCAUUUGGAGUCUCUUGUGUUUCAACACCAACGCUUCUUCAUUACUUCUUUCUUUAAAGAACCAUCAACGCCAACAACAACCAUUUGCCACAAUGCUUAUUGAUUCUCAAUCCACAACAAAGACCUCAUUUUGAUUUUGAUUUUUUGUUUUUGUUCUGAUUUUCUUUAAACCCACAAAAACAAAGCUAAAGCUUUCAUAAAGCUAUUGUACUUUCUCUCACAUCACACUCUAAACUCAUUUUCUCUCUCUUUCCAAACCCAUUGGACUGUUUCUGACUUCAUCCUCAGAGAUCUUUCUCUCUCUUCAACCUUUUUCAGACACAAUUUGUUGUUGCUACUCUCUUGGUGGCGUUCUAAAGGUUUCCAUUUUGUCAUGCAGAACAGUUUCAGAUAUCCAGAAAGUAAAAUGACCAUGGAUAUGCCGUCAUCAAUGGGAAGCAGAUCUUCCUUUGGCUCUAACAAUGGCAAUGAGGAUACACCUGUUCACCCCUAUGCUAAUGUCUCUAAUGGUGAUGACUAUGACAGUGAUAGCUCCAAUUUUGCUCCACACACACCAUCAACUAUGUCAAUGGCUAUUCCAGCAGAACUUGCUGGAGCUGUACCCUUAAUUGACAAAUUCCAGGUGGACGGAUUUCUGAAAUUAAUGCAGAAACAAAUCCAUUCUGCUGGGAAACGUGGAUUUUUCUCUAAAAAAUCUGUAGGUCCUCAAACUCGAGAGAAGUUUACAUUUGAGGACAUGCUUUGUUUCCAAAAGGAUCCAAUACCAACAUCAUUGCUCAAGAUAAAUAGUGAUUUAGUUAGCCGGGCAACAAAACUUUUCCAGAUUAUUCUGAAAUACAUGGGAGUUGAUUCGUCUGAUCGUGUAACUCCAAUAAGCUUAGAUGAACGAGUUGAGCUUGUUACUAAGCUAUAUAAGCAAAGUUUGAAGCGUUCAGAACUUCGAGAUGAACUUUUUGUUCAGAUAUCAAAACAAACAAGAAAUAACCCUGAGAGGCAAUACUUGAUUAAAGCAUGGGAGCUCAUGUAUUUAUGUGCAUCUUCCAUGCCUCCUAGUAAAGAUAUAGGGGGUUAUUUGUCGGAAUAUGUCCAUAACGUAGCACAUGGUGCAGCUACUGAUUCUGAGAUCCAAGCUCUUGCAUUAAAUACAUUAAAUGCUUUGAAGCGCUCUGUCAAGGCUGGUCCUAGGAACAUAACACCCGGUCGUGAGGAGAUUGAAGCUUUGAUGACCGGGAGAAAGCUUACGACCAUAGUGUUCUUCUUGGAUGAAACUUUUGAAGAAAUUACAUAUGACAUGUCAACAACAGUUGCUGAUGCUGUUGAGGAACUUGCAGGGCUUAUUAAACUGUCAACUUAUUCGACCUUUAGUCUGUUUGAAUGUCACAAGGUCGUUACCGGCUCCAAAUCAUCCGACCCUGGGAAUGAGGAGUAUGUCGGCCUUGAUGAUAACAAAUAUAUUGGGGAUCUCUUGGCGGAAUUUAAAGCAGCAAAGGAUCGAAGUAAGGGAGAAAUAUUGCACUGCAAACUGAUAUUCAAGAAAAAGUUAUUCCGUGAGUCGGACGAAGCAGUGACGGAUCCAAUGUUUGUGCAGUUGUCUUAUGUUCAGUUGCAGCAUGAUUAUAUUUUGGGCAAUUAUCCUAUUGGGAAGGAUGAUGCUGCUCAGCUUUCUGCAUUACAAAUCUUGGCUGAGAUUGGAUUUCUGAGCUCACCUGAAGCAUGCACUGACUGGAAUUCACUUUUGGAGCGAUUCCUUCCACGACAAAUUGCAAUGACACGAGCAAAACGGGAAUGGGAGAUGGACAUUCUUUCUCGUUAUCAUUCACUGGAGCAUCUCAACAAAGAUGAUGCAAGACAACAAUUUCUACGUAUAUUGAGAGCACUUCCUUAUGGAAAUUCUGUUUUCUUCAAUGUUCGCAAGAUUGAUGAUCCUAUUGGACUCUUGCCUGGACGAAUAAUAUUAGGAAUUAACAAAAGAGGGAUUCAUUUUUUCCGUCCAGUUCCAAAGGAAUAUUUGCACUCCGCUGAGUUGAGAGACAUAAUGCAAUUUGGAAGCAGUAAUACCGCAGUAUUUUUUAAAAUGCGAGUUGCUGGUGUUCUUCACAUAUUCCAGUUUGAAACCAAGCAGGGGGAAGAAAUUUGUGUAGCACUUCAAACACAUAUAAAUGAUGUAAUGCUGCGCCGCUAUUCAAAAGCACGGUCUGCUGCUACUGGUUCUUUGAAUGGGGAUAUUUCUAAUAAUUUUAAGCCUCCUAACUUGGAGUUGUAUGAGAAGCGUGUUAAAGAUUUAUCAAAGCUAGCUGAAGAAUCGCAAAAAAAUGUUGAUCAAUUGUAUCAAGAAUUGCAUGAAAAGCAAAAACAAGAAAAGACGAUGCAAGAAGAAUUGGAGGGCUUGAAAGAAUCCUUAAAUGCUGAUCGGAAAAAUCUCGAGGAAGUUUCGAAUGAUCGUGAUAGACUUAGAUCAUUAUGCAGUGAAAAAGAUAAGGCACUUCAGGCUGCAAUUCUUGAGAAAAAGAACAUGGAAGCAAAGAUGGCCAAAUUGAAUAAUCUAGUAGUAGAGAAUGCUGCCAAAAAGGAACUCAUUGGAACAAAUAAUCAAGUCUCACAAAAGCUUGAAAGUGAACUAAAACUUUGUAAAGAGGAGUUGCAAGCAGCUGAAGAAACUAUCAAAAGCUUAACGGAUGAAAAAGUGAUUUUGGCAGAGAAACUAUCUGUGCUUGAGAAGAGAAGUUCUGAAGAGAUUACGUCUCUUCAACGGAAACUUGAGCAAGAACGCAAGCUUACAAAGUCUCAAGUGUUUGAGCUUGAAAAGAAGCUAGAAGGGCUUAGACAAGAAUUAGUGCUUGCAAAGUCUAAUAUUUCAGUAAAGGACUCUGAGUUGGCUGCUUUGCAAAAUAAUUUGAAGGAAUUAGAAGAAUUGAGAGAAUUGAAAGAGGACAUUGAUAGAAAGAACGAACAAACGGCUGCUAUAUUGAAGAUGCAAGGGGCUCAACUAGUUGAAAUGGAAGCGCUUUAUAAGGAAGAACAAGUUUUAAGGAAACGUUAUUAUAAUACAAUAGAAGAUAUGAAAGGCAAAAUUAGAGUUUAUUGUCGGCUAAGACCUCUUAGCGAAAAGGAGAUUGCCGAGAAAGAAACACAAGCGCUUGCUGUGGUGGAUGAGUUUUCGGUCGAGCAUAUGUGGAAAGAAGAUAAGCCAAAGCAGUAUGUAUAUGACCGUGUGUUUGAUGGUGGUGCAAGUCAAGAGAGUGUAUUUGAUGAUACAAAGUAUUUGGUGCAAUCUGCUGUGGAUGGAUAUAAUGUCUGUAUAUUUGCUUAUGGUCAAACCGGUUCUGGAAAGACAUUUACCAUCUAUGGAAGUGAAAACAACCCCGGACUUACCCCUCGUGCAACUGCCGAGCUUUUUAGAAUUUUAAGGAGAGAUAAUAGCAAGUAUGCCUUUUCGUUAAAGGCAUACAUGGUAGAAUUAUAUCAAGAUACCCUUAUAGAUCUUUUGUUACCUAAGAAUGCAAAACAUUCAAAGUUGGAGAUCAAGAAAGACUCAACGGGUAUGGUGGCUGUGGAAAAUGUAACAGUUCGGCCAAUUUCUAAAAUAGAAGAUUUGAAUAAUAUAAUACAAAGAGGAUCCGACCGGCGCCAUACAUCGGGUACACAAAUGAAUGAAGAAAGUUCAAGAUCUCAUCUCAUUCUAUCAGUUGUCAUUGAGAGUACCAACCUUCAAAGUCAAGCAGUUGCAAGGGGAAAGUUGAGUUUUGUGGAUCUUGCUGGUUCAGAAAGGGUGAAGAAAUCGGGUUCAGUAGGUAGCCAACUCAAGGAAGCUCAAAGCAUUAACAAAUCGUUAUCAGCACUUGGGGAUGUGAUUAGUGCUUUGUCUAAUGGUGGUCAACACAUUCCUUAUAGGAAUCACAAAUUAACUAUGUUAAUGAGUGAUUCCCUUGGUGGUAAUGCUAAAACUCUCAUGUUUGUAAAUGUUUCUCCAGUAGCAUCAAACUUAGACGAGACGCAUAACUCGCUUAUGUAUGCAUCGCGAGUGAGGUCAAUAGUGAAUGAUCCUAGCAAGAAUGUUUCUUCGAAAGAGAUAGCACGACUGAAGAAGUUGGUUGCUUACUGGAAAGAGCAGGCUGGUAGAAGAACCGAGGAGGAAGAAUUGGAAGAAAUUCAAGAAGAAAGACCAAUUAAAGACAGGACAAGCUGGUAAAAGGUUUGAGCAUGAAGUUCUCAGUAUAUACUCAAGAAUGUUAAACCAAAUUGGAAGAACAUGUUGGAUAUAGUCAUAUGGUCUAUUUUCUUUUCGGAUUGUUGUAUAAUCUUACAAUUAUUAAACAUGUUGGAAAGAUUUGUAAUUUUGUAGAGUGAUCUAACUGUAUAGCUUAAUGAUGGUAUGUAUAUAUUAAUCCUUUUGACUCAUGCACAUAUACAUAUGUUAAAUACUUAUUUUAAAAAAUGUGCAAGGCUUUCUCUUUCUGGACAGAAAUGUGCAAAG